AUGAAACUGUUCAUAAUUAUUGCCACCCUUGUUGCCGUCAGCUACGCUGCACGUCUGGACAAUCUGGAGAGAUCCUACCUUCCUCCUGGCAAUAACCGUGGCUCUAACAUUUUCGGAUCCCAAGGCUCUAAUGCUUUUGGAUCACAAGGCUCCAAUGGAUUCGGAUUCCAAGGCUCUAAUGGUUUCAAUAACUUCGGAUCUGGCUCUCAUGGUGCUUCCAGAUUUGGGUCUCAAGGCUCUUUUGGUGCCAGGAAUGGAGCUUCUGCCUUCCACUCUGGUUCUAACCUGAACGCUGCUACUUCCAACCAGUAUCUGCCUCCUGAUCAUGAACAUGGCGCUGGAUCGAACGGAGCUUUCUCUCGCUACCAGACCGGCCAAUUUGGAUCUCAAACUCCCAGCAACAAGUAUGGUACUCCAUCUGGACAAUUUGGUCAAGCCGGUAACUCUUUUGGCAACCAACCUGGUUCCUUUGGUCAGCAUGGUUCUGGCAGCUUCAGCCAAAGUGGACAUAGUUCUCGAUUUGGACAGAAUGGACAUGGUGCUUCUGGAUUUGGUCAGAAUGGACAUGGUGCUUCUGGAUUUGGUCAAUCUGGAUCAAACUUCGGACAGACUGGUUCAUCUUUCGGACAUGGUGGAUCAUCCCAUGGACAUAGUGGAUCAUCUUUCGGACAGGGUGGCUCGUCUUUUAGACAGAGCGGAUCAUCGUUCGGACAAGGUGGUUCAUCUUUCGGACAGGGUGGGUCAUCUUUCGGACAGGGUGGGUCAUCAUUUGGUAAAAGUGGAUCAAACUUUGGCCAGACCAAUGCCUUCGGUCAGGGUCUAGGUGCGGCUGGUCGUCAAUACCUAGCUCCUAAGACCCAGAAUAACUUCCAGAAUAUUCCUCAGCAGAGCUUCGAUGAACAGACCGGCUACCAUUACUAG
Molecule: messenger RNA, 921 nt
Organism: Hyposmocoma kahamanoa
Lineage: Eukaryota; Metazoa; Arthropoda; Insecta; Lepidoptera; Cosmopterigidae
Product: filaggrin-2-like
Exons: 3
Coding region: 1-921 (306 amino acids)
Source: RefSeq, a predicted model, not a curated record